Messenger RNA from Cuscuta campestris, 878 nucleotides. The record is from the annotation of a GenBank genome assembly. NCBI's taxonomy places the organism in Eukaryota, Viridiplantae, Streptophyta, Magnoliopsida, Solanales, Convolvulaceae.
GGUUGAGCGAGAACUUAUCCAUGAAAGACGUAGGGGAUGCUAGUUAUGUCCUUAGCAUAAAAAUCUACCGAGAUAGAUCAAGAAAAUUAAUAGGUCUGAAUAAAAGUACAUAUAUAGAUAAAAUCCUUGAUCGAUUUAGCAUGUCUAACUCAAAGAAAGGAUCUUUACCUAUGACACCUAGCAUGGUUCUUUCCAAGAACCAGAGUCCUUCUACUCCCAAAGAGAAGGAACUCAUGAUGAAUAUUCCAUACGCCUCUGCGAUUGGAUCCAUCAUAGCUUUUAGCUGGAAGAGCUUCAAGGAGGACAUAGCCGCCGAUUUGACUACAAAGGCAGAGUACAUAGUUGCCGCUAAGGCAGCUAAAGAAGUUGUAUGGAUGAAGAAGUUCAUUACUGAACUUGGAGUGGUUUUUAGUAUUAAUGACCCUAUACCGUUGUUUUACGACAACACUCGGGCCAUUUCACAAGCAAAGGAACCACGAUCUCACCAGAAAACCAAACACAUUGUACGACGCUAUCACAUCAAACGAGAAAUCCUAGACAUAGGAGAUGUGAUUAUUUGCAAUGUAGAUACUGACGAAAACAUAGCCGAUCCCUUGACCAAGCCUUUAGAAAAGCUAAAGCAUGAGGGUCACACUAGGUCCAUGGGCAUUCGACCGAUGCAAGAUUGGCCAUAGUGCAGGUAAACAAAAAGAGUGAUGUGAUGGAAUCCUGGCGGCAGACGGAGCGAGAUGGUCAAAAUGGAUGUGUAAAAUGAAUUAAAGUUUAAAAAGACAUAAUAUUAUUAUGUUUUGUAAUUGUUAUUUAUUCAGCUUCCGCAACAUUAACUACUCUGUUAUUAUUCUGAAUACUUUAUUAUGAAAUAAAGUUUUAAAAAUGCU